Scheffersomyces amazonensis is the source of this 453-nucleotide messenger RNA. It is a transcript of the gene RPB8, whose product is annotated as DNA-directed RNA polymerase core subunit. The record is from RefSeq and is a predicted model, not a curated record. Gene Ontology annotation, biological process: DNA-templated transcription. The transcript has a single exon. Gene Ontology annotation, cellular component: RNA polymerase I complex; RNA polymerase II, core complex; RNA polymerase III complex. NCBI's taxonomy places the organism in Eukaryota, Fungi, Ascomycota, Pichiomycetes, Serinales, Debaryomycetaceae. The coding region runs from base 1 to 453 and encodes 150 amino acids.
AUGUCAGGAAUUUUAUUUGAAGAUAUGUUCGUAGUCGAAUCCAGCGACAUGGGUAGAUAUACCAAAGUCGCUCGUAUAGUAGCAAAUUCGUCAACUUCAAAAGAUAUAAAGAUAACCUUAGAUAUAAACAAUGAGUUAUUUCCUGUUAAGGAAAACGAUUCUUUAACUAUAGCCUUAAGUUCGUCAUUAGGAAAUGAAAAAUCAAUGUUAACUUCUAACGGUUCAUGGAGACCACCAAGACCAGAUGAUAGAACACAUUCCUUAGCUGAUGAUUAUGAUUAUGUCAUGUACGGUACCAUUUAUAAAUUCGAAGAAAAUGAAGAUAAUGACAAAAUGUCUGUCUAUAUUUCCUUUGGUGGAUUAUUGAUGAGAUUAGAGGGAGGUUACAGAUCUUUGAGUAACUUGAAACAAGAAAAUGCAUAUAUAUUGAUUCGUCAAUACAAGGAUAACUAA